Phyllostomus discolor (pale spear-nosed bat) is the source of this 1497-nucleotide messenger RNA. RefSeq lists its product as uncharacterized. Gene Ontology annotation, cellular component: ribosome; cytosolic large ribosomal subunit. NCBI's taxonomy places the organism in Eukaryota, Metazoa, Chordata, Mammalia, Chiroptera, Phyllostomidae. Gene Ontology annotation, molecular function: structural constituent of ribosome. Gene Ontology annotation, biological process: translation. The record is from RefSeq and is a predicted model, not a curated record.
AUGGCACAGAUCCGACAGGAGACCAACCAGGCCUCUGUGGACAGAGCCCCUGGAAAGCAGCCGUCCCCUGUGGUACUCCAGAGAGAAAGCGCUGGUAACGGACACACCUGCCACUUUUUCUGUGGGACUCCCCCGUUUCAGGGCCAACUGCAGACGUGGCUCCAUGAGGAGGGCAAUUCAACUGUUCAGGAAGGAUGUGGGGUGUCGUAUCUCCACAGGCAGCACGGGGCUGACAGCCGCCACCUACCAGGAAAGGAGCAGAAGGCACCACAGACUCAGGCCUUUGAACAGCUGAUGAACAGGGUGCAGUUCAUCAGUUCCAGCACAGUCUCCCCCAUGUCUCAAGGAGUUGGACACAAGACUGAUCAGAGUGACAGCAAGAAGCAAAUAAGCUCAUUUGAAAAAAGAAAAUGCUUUGCGCUUCCUCUCUUCCUCGGUGCUGCCUACGGAGGUGGCAGCCAUCUCUUACUCGGCACCAGGGCAGCCCUCAGACCCCUCGUGAAACCCAAGACUGUCAAAAAGAGGACCAAGAAGUUCAUUCGGCAUGAGUCUGACUGUUAUGCCAAAAUUAAGUGGAACUGGCAGAAACCCAGAGGCAUUGACAAUAGGGUAUGCAGAAGAUUCAAGGGCCAGAUAUUGAUGCCCAGCAUUGGUUAUGGGAGCAACAAGAAAACAAAGCACAUGCUGCCCACUGGCUUUGGGAAGUUCCUGGUCCACAGCGUCAAGGAGCUUGAAGUGCUGCUGGUGUGCAACAAACCCUACUGUGCCGGGAUUGCUCACAACGUCUCCUUGAAGAACCGCAAAGCCACUGUGGAAAGAGCAGCCCAGCUGGCCAUCAGAGUCACCAAUCCCAAUGCCAGGCUGCGCAGUGAAGAAAAUGAACAGACAGAUUGUGUACACAUUGUAUUUGUGUUAAUAAAAUCUUAAAAUUCUGCCAAAAAAAAAAAAAAGAAAAUGCUUUGCCUCUCCCUCCCACUAAAUAGGAGCAUGAUACUGAGAAGCUAGUUUAUCUCAGGGUUUUCUAUAGUGGUAGAUCCAGCAUUUAUAAGUUUGGAUGCAUCCAGUGUUUCUAUGCUUACGAAGAAGAGCAGUGUUAUGUGAAGUGAGAAAACUGGGGAAAAUAAGUUGCUGCUUUAUGAUCAGCCAGACCCAGCUCCUGUUUCCUUGGGUACUAAUAACACAAUUAUAGCACAUUAUUAAAUUCUACUUCAGGCAAAUAAAUUGUUGAUAAACACAGAAAGAGUCUCCAGAGGAAGAACUGCAAAUUAAGUUUCUCAUUACAGUCAAACUCUAACUCUCAUCUAAAUGUAAGGACAGUGGUUAUUCUGAUAAGAGUUCAUAUAAAUGUAUACUCCAUUCCAGGCAGACCUCGGAGACAUGCGGGUUCAGUUUCAGACCACCGCAAGGAAGUGAGCACCGCAGUGGUGAGCCGUUAUCUUCUCGCUGGUGGAGGGUCUGUCAUUCCAUUUGUAAAAAAAUGUAACAUCUGCGCAGCAC